AACAAAAUGGCGGCUGAGCUAUCGACUUUGGUGGCUUCAUUUCUGGACACAAAUCCCCAGAUUUAUGCUCCAUUAUUCCUUGAAUGUGUUAACUCAAAGCGGCAUCUUAACAAUGAGGUGGGUAUUUAAGCUAGCACUGAACUGUGCCUUUUCUUCCUCCGAGAUUUUUAGAAACUUUUAACGCAACUACUUGUACGUUUUGUCCCACGUGCCGCUCUGCGCAUUUCAACUUAUCGUUUGAUAAAAUUGCAUUACACGUGGUUUGCUUUGUUUAUUUUAGAAAAUUCCAGACGACUGGAUUGGCAAGGUCCAUACCUUUCUUAAUUCGAAGACUGACAGGUAUUCUGAUAUCACUGUACUGACAGAAAAUUAUCCUCUGCUUUAGCGAGGUUUUGUUGUCAUGACGGUAGUUUUUUUUACCAGUUGGUUAGGUGUGUGCCUUCUUGGAGUCACCAUUGAACAGUGUGAUACAGAUACUUUUACAAAGCAUUGUGCCUCCUGGCUAAGAACUAUUCUUCAAAUAAUUCAGGUAAAGAAAUGUCUUGGUAAUGCAAUGCUUUAAUCACCCUGCCAGAAAAGCCGUUUUUUCACUUGCUUGAUUUUGGCAUACUCAAGAAAGACUCAGCAAGAAUCAAGUAAGAUCUUCGUUUAGCAUGUGCUGCAUGUUACCAGGUUAAAGCUUCAAACCCAGGACUAAUAGCUGUGUGCUUGCUUCAGUGAGCUGGGUUACGGCCAUCAAUUUAUUGAUGAAUGUAAGCCUGCACUAAAAAAAGAAAAAAAAAGUUUGAUGAGAGAGAACAAGAUUGCUUGGUCUAGAAGUUUGGGCAGUGGUGUCCUCAAAGGUUUCACGUGAUUCAGGCAGAGCCUCUUUCUCCUCCCCACUCAAGAAGACAAAAGGAGAGUCUGUUCACAGGGUGUUCAUUAAACAGCGAUUUCUAAUUCUGCUGAGGACCACUCGGAGAACUUUGGGAGGGAUGUAGGGUUAGGGGUAGGGUCUUCUUGCACAUUUCAGGUAAAAAUAAACAAGGACCCUUGCAUUUAGGUGGCUGGAGGUGCCAUAGCCCAAAUAACUUUUAGAAAACCAAAGGAGGUAAACAAAGGAAGGAGGAAUUAUUUAUAGGGUAUGCCACUGACCAAAGAUAUUCCCAGAGUAUGCCACUUAGGGUGGAAUCUUUAUUAUCAAACUUGUUGCUUUCCUACACACACUCUGGAAACAAGAUAGUCAUAUCUGGAGUAAUGCCCCAGGAUUCUCGUGGUUACCCCUCUGAAGGUCCGGAGGGAGAAGCUACUAACUGUUGUAUCAGUAUACUUUUUAUUUUUUCGGAAGUUUUUAGAAACAGACCCUUUGUCUCCUGUAUGGAUGGGAACAGUUGUGACUGGGAUGAUGAUAGUUAUAUGGCCCAAAAACUCUCCAAAUUUUGGAUCUUCUUAGCCUGGUAUAUUUUCAGUUGAAUUGUGAAGACUGCUGUUAGCAACAAUGUCUCUCUUUUUAAUGUUUGCAGACUCAAGAAAGACCAAACAUCACACAGUAUUGCAGUAUACUCAUUGAUAAAACUUUGCAAUAUGCAGUUGAGGUAUUACAGAAACAGACAUGAAAAUGUUUAUAAUAUAUGCCCAUGUGUGUUUUGGGGUGUUGGUCUUUACGACCAGGAUUACUGUUAAUUUUUUAAAGUUAGUUUUCUCUUCUUUUAACUCCUAAAAAUGAUCAGUGUCUAAGGUAAAAAUAAUAAAAAAAUAACACUCCUUUAUGAGCUAAAGGGCAUGACUAUAAUAAUUAUUAUAGUAUAAUCACCAAAUGUAAAAGGUUGAUUGCUAAAGAAAUGCUACUUAUGAGUACGUGUAUGAUAGGAAACGUAUAGUGAACAGUUUGGAGAAUAACCAUGCUGAUAUCAGUGCCUAAAGGGCUUUAGUAUUUGCUUGCAGUAUGCCCUCAACUGACCACACAUUCAGAGAAGGUCUGAUGACAUCCCCUUACAACUAACAGUCCGUCUGUCUUAGUUUUCAGAACUUUCAAGAGAGUUGGCAAACUCUGUGUUACCUACUAUUAUAUCUACCAUGUUGUCCAAAAAAUGCUCGGUGAGUGUUAUAGAGAGACACCUAUAAUGACUCUUGCACCAAUAUAGAAUGCAGAUAGUACUUUCAUCAUCAGCCGACUGAACAACAGUCAACUAGAAGGUCUCUCCAACUGGGUCCUAGGUAGUGUACAUGAGGUCGUCCUCUGAGAAAUACUUAUUGGGGUUGAUCCAUUCCUGGGCUUGGUUGGAAAAGGACUUCUGUAGUCUCUGUGGUAGUCUUCUCCUAUGAGAUGGAUCAUACAACUCAUAGAUGUUGGUGGGUUCAUCCUUCUUAGUACUAGACUUUUUUUUAUUUCCAGUUAUUGAAUCAAAAUGCUUCUUUACAGGAUAUUUCCUCUGUUUUGUCCAUCCUUUCCUCCUGUGUGUGUCACUUUCCUGGACCAACUGGACCUUUCAGAGUGAGUAUCUUUUUUAUGGCUGGAUUUACAAACAAAAGAGUAAAGCAUGAGGCAUAAGGAGUGUCAACCCACCGCCCCCCUCUCUCCACUUUCCCUUUCUGCAAUAACAAUGUAGGUUAGUUAAUAUUAUCACAAAGCUCUAAUGUCUUCAUAAGUCAUCUUUAUUUUAACACGAGACAUCAUUGACCCUUAAAAGAAGGCUCGUUACAAAAUGCACAAACCACACAGCCUGACCAUUCAUGUCAAAAUAGUACAACAGGGCAAAAAACAAGGAAAAGGUCCCUAGAUUACGUGCCAUGACAAAACUGACAAACUAAACAGACAACAACUAACUAAUGUACUGAAAACUCGUGGCCAACAAAAGCUGCACAACAAUGAAAUAGGCAAUCACUUUAAUCUACCCAACUUUAAAGAUGGGUGGGCAGGAGGUCAGACAAUGAUGAAUGACAACAAGAAAAUUGGUACAUUACAACCAACAGAUCAUCACAUGUUUCUUGACAACUGCCCACUUACCCCUCUUCCCCCAAGCCAACAUUUUGCCUUAAGUGAGAAGGAAGUGUUAAUAAUGGCUUAGGGUAGGGGAGGGCUAAGACCCAGACUCCCUUUUUUGUUCCUGAGCCAGUGGAAAACAACACUUGUGUCGUGUCCAGUAAUUGCAUGAGUGGAGUGCCUGUAAACUAGCUUAAGGUAUCAUCCAGGUUAAAAAAAAUCAUCAUUUUUCAAAUUUGCAAUUUUUAGAUGAUUGAAUGGAGCUCAUCAAGAGCUUUCUUUUAAAAAAAUUCCAGGAAAAAAGUGCACUUUCACUACAGUACAAAACGAUCCUUUCACCUUUUUAACCUUAACAUUUUGCUUUCAUUUUAGAAUCAGAUUGAGAAUUUCCUGUUACCUCUCUUAAAUUCAACCUGUGAAAACACAAGAAAGGUAAACAACAAGUAAUUAAUGAUUCUAAAUCAUACUUAGAGCUUGUAGAUUGAAGGCAUUGGUAAUUGGUUUUUUCUCUAUUCACUGCUUGCAGGAUAGCUGUCAUUGUUAUGCCGUGUUGCCAAGGUGCAGUCAAAGUAGUUCCAGUGGAAAAAGGCAGCUUUGUCCUUGGGGAACACAGUGGAAUAAGAUUGUUUCUACAAUUCACAAGUUACUAGAUGCUGCCUAUGAAAAUGUUGAACCUGGUUUGUGAUAGACUAUCAUCCAUAGUCUGUUAAUUUGAUUGAGUUUUAGGUUAGGUAACAGUGAUAAAAUUAAUUCCAUACCUGUCCUUUCUUCUCCAGUCUCAUCUGAUUCCUCCCAGGAAUCUACUCAAGAGUCUGAAACAUUACUCCUCGGUGAAAUUCCACAGGUUGAACCUGGCCGGACAUACACCCUUGUCACCCGAUGUAUGACACUCCUGCAAUGUCUGUCUGUAAUGAUCAGGUACUUUUCUUUUAUUCUAUUUCAUUUUCAUAUCUGUCUGUAAUGACCAGGUAUUUCUACUACAUGCAUAGAGGUAUCAUCAGAGACCCAAUGAGUACUUUUUGAAUAUACAUGAUGUAUGGUGAUUAGAAGUCAUUUUUGUGAUUCUGCUUUAGUUUAGCCACCGACCCACUUAUAAAGAAUGCUCUGGGCUUUGCUUAAAAAUAUAUGUCUAUGGAUAGUGGCUUUUAUUGCCUUCAGGACGCUUUGAUUUCAAAAUAAUGCUCUUUCUUAUGAAGGGUAUACUAAAGCAUGCUCUUGCUCAUUAAUUUUAUCAUUAUUAUUACUAUUUUUAUAAUCAUUAUUAUUAUUAAAAAUGUUUUUGAUAUUAUUAUUUCAGAGAGCAGUACUUUAAAGUUGUUACAGUUCCUGUUGAAGCUACCAUUAACCUUGUGAACAGAAUAAUAGCAGUCACAACUAACUCUCUGGUAAGUUCAGUGGAUUGCUGUAUAUACCUUAUUAAAAAAAUAUAAUGCUUUGGUGUUUGGUCAUUGACAAUUGGGCAUUGGGCAUUAGGGCCAAGAAUGAUUUGAUUGAAUUGAUUGGUCACCAAACAAUAGCUUCCCAGAGCAUAAUUCCCAAAUCCCCUGGGCAAAGAAACCCUUAUUGAAUCAGCUAUAUGAAGUUCAUUGCUUAGAAUACUGUGGUAUGUUACUGAUACGAUUUGAAUUAUGUUACAGAUGAAAAAAAUUAUCAUUAAUCAUUGUACUCUGCAUAGAUAUGUUGCAGUUGAUUUUUUUGUUAAUUUACUUCUUCCCCUUUCAUUGAAAUUCAUUAGCACACAUUAUCAUAUCCAAAAACAAAGGGAAAAAAUUGAAGGAAAUACUACCGAAAAUAUGAACUGCAACAGGUACAAUUAAAUAACUUAUGCUAAGUUUUUUUCCAUGAAUAUUUACCCUUUCAUUUGCAGAAAAAUGCGGUAAUUGUAGAAUCAGUACUGCUAAGAGCAAGUAUACCUUUGAUCCAUACAAGUGCAGUAGAUUUGCUAAGUAAUAUCAUAACAAGGUAUGUUAUAAUAUGUCAUUCCCUUGGUAGCAUUUUCACUGUCUCUUUGCCUAUAAGAUGAAAAAGAAGAUAACAAAGUUGGCUCCCAGUUUAGUGCAGCUGCCUAAAUGUGCUCUCAUUAUUUCUCUAUUUUUAUUAUAUGGCUACAAUAGUACACAUGCUCUGAUUGGCUGCUAAGCGGGCAUUAUUUUCUUGUAAUGAAAGGGCAUUACUAGCUAGGUGUCCAAGGCAUAUAAAUCUGUGUUUAACUUGAAAGUGGACAUCCUUAUGGUAUCUACUGACACAUGUCACAUGACUAUAUUGCAGGCUUAAGUGUACAACUCAUUGAGGUGACAUGUUUUUUAAAAGUUAUCCGCUAACCAGUUAAUGGUUUUGAUUGAUCGCAGGCCCAGGUCAUCCAUAAUAAAAAUGCCAUAUAAUAAAUUACUUCUUAACCUCAUCCGUUGAGUCAUUAGAGGGAAAUCUCCGACCUCGGCUUUGAUGUAUUGACCUUGCUUUUGCUUGGUCAGUACACCAGGGCCUUGGUCUGAGAUUUCCCUCUAAUGACCUCACUCUCAGUUAAUAAGUGGUAUAUAAUGUUUAAGUCAAGUUUAAGCAAUUUGUAGAGUUCAUUUUUGAGAAUAUUUCUCUAGGUACUCCAUUUUCCUGUCUCUUUCAAAUUCCAGUUCAGUAUGGAAUACAUGGACACUUGCAAACAAAUUCUUGUUUUAAGGGUGAACAAAUUGCAUGUACAAAAUGACAUAUUUUAGUUUUUUUUGCCAUUAAAGUUUGUUCCCAUUACUGUCUCCUAUAGGUGUAGAGGACUAAUUCUGCCUCACUGUGAUUCAGUAGUGAGAAUGCUGAUUCAAGAGCUCACUUGGACAAAGCAGCAAAAUCCCUCACAUGGUCAAGACAAAUCUUAUAGGUCAGGUGACACUUUAGUGGACAUAACAUAAUGUUUGUAGUGACUUAGAAGUGCAUAUGGAAUUGUUGGGCCCAGUUUCUCUGACAUUGGCUGUCUUUUUAUACCCUUGAUAGGAAACUAAGGUGUAGUGUGUAUCUGUGCAUUGAACGCUUGGUUCAACUGACAAGGGGCCUACCUGAGGGGGGUGGUGUGGUGGCUAAACUGGUACAGCAGAUGUUGGAUGACAUAAAACCUAUGGCUUCUCAAACUAAGGUAAUGAUAUGGAAGGUGUUAAAGGGUCUGUGAAUCUUUCAAAUGUUGUGAUGUUCCAACUACUAAUGUCAGAAACAUGGUUAGGAACUGUGGAUUUUCAAACAUUUUAGCGCUAACAACACAAGUCACAUUUUGUUUGAGCUUGUUCCACGGUAAGAUUAUGUAACAUAAAAGUUUAUUUUUACAAUUGUCUGUACAUGUCUAGGUAGCAUUAAAAAAAGUAAUUUAUUUUGCUCUGCUUUAUUUAGUUAUUGCCGACUACAAGCACUGGACAUCAACAGAUGUCAAAAAAGGUACCUAUUUUCAACUGAAACCCUUUCAUGGCCAAACUUAAUAGGCCAUUUUCACAAUGACCUUAUCUUACUACAGCCACCAACCUGUUUUCGUUCUUCUAAUGAUACUUGUAGUAAUCUCCAUGAGGUUUCAAUAACAAAAUCAGUGUUUUGAACAACAGAGUAACAGCCUGUUCAAAGGAGUCUGAUAGUUGCAGAGACAUGUUGCCAUUAUUGUGCAAAUGACCUCUUAUGGGGGACAAAAUACUACAGUGAACACUCAAAUGAUAAAAAACACCCAAAAUUAAUCAUCCAUUGUACACUUUUCUUUCUCUGCAGGCAAAGAAAAGAAAACUGCAAGAUGAUGUUGAUCAGCUACUAACAGGUACUUAUGUCUGUUGAUUUCUUAAGACAUUGUUGCUUUUGCCCCUGUUGUUUUCUGUGAUUUUAUUAUUAGGACUGCUUUAUAUCAUUAGUAUCUACAAACAUACAUACCUUAUUUGAAUAGUUAGUUCUAUCUCUCUUUUUUGCACAGGUCAACAGAAAUUUGAUACAAAGGCAAAUGAGAUGGUCACUUACAGAGCUCUUAGAGGUAAAGUUAAUCACAAUCAUGCUUCAGCUUCUAGUUAAAAUAUAUUUGUUUUCCAUUUUGCCCCAUAUGCUAUAAGGGAAUCUAAGACAGUCUAAGCUGUGGAUCCAGAUUCCAGAUACUGGAUUCGGAAUUCUUUGUCAGUGGAGCUUGGAUACCAGAUUCCAACCAUCAGUGUGUGUUUCCAAAUUCCUUGAGCUGUAUCCCGGAUUCCUUUGCAUGGGGCGAUUCCACUGCAUCAAUAGACUUUGUCCUUCCAAAGUGUAGGAGGGAUGUAAUGAGCGCACUAUUUCAAGAUCAGUCUCUGCCUGCAUGUAUUUGAUGAUUUAUUGUAAUCACUGCAAACUAUGUUCAUAUGUUCCAUUAACUAUUGUUAUCUUUUUAACAGCUUUAUCUGCAGUUCUUAUUGCUUCUGGAAAUGAUAUUCCCCAAGGUACAUUUAGGGUACGUUUUGAGAGAAGAAUACCUCACUUGUGCUUGAACUGUCGCAUACUCUUUCUAUCUUCUAUGCAUUCUCAUGGGGCUUAUUAUUAUUUGUUUUUAGGAAAUUCAAGUAUACAUAAUAAGGCUCAUUAUUCAGUGUCAGCAGUCGCCAUAUGACUCCUUCCCAAUACCAUUCAGCAGUCCUGACUGUCGGCAGGCUUUGUACCACAUUCUUCAGUGUUGCCUUCUUGUAAACUCACCUAACGUUCCGUCACCUGUCAAUCAUGCUGUUAGAUUGUUUAGUGAGGGACUUCAAGAUGCUGAUCUCAAGGUACUUUGCUAUGUUUUAACCCCUUAGCUAACAGAUGAUAGCAUGAUAUCCAAAGUGGGAAAAGCGUAAUUGCUUUUCAACUGCAGGGCUGUCACUAAGAUUGCAAGUUGUGGAGUAUAUGAAAUUUAUAGGCUGGGAUUGAACGCCUAGGAAUUUCUUUUGGUUCUAUUUUCUACUUGUUUCUUAUGAAAGUAGCCGGUGAUCAAGCUUAACCCUUUAUGAAGCCCUAUAUCCAAAUACAAACUCUCCAGACUGAUCUACAUGCAUUUCCUUGAAGAACUGGUCAAGAGAAUUUGUUUGUAUAUCAAAGCUUUUCUUAUCAAGUGAUUAUCUUAUUAAUUCUCACAACAUUUUCCCUUGAUUAUGUACUGAUUUUGUGUGGAGAAAAUUGACUUUGGUCAGUGACUCUUGUGUCUGAAAGGGUUAAAGUAGCGGGGGGAAGCCCCAACCCCCAGCUCUUAAUUGACAGCUCUGAAAGUGCCCAACAUAAACUACAAAGAAGGUGCUAUCAAAAUGCUACUUUUCACUGGGGGGAUCAGGCAAUUAAACUAAACAAAGCCACAAAAGAUCCUUCAUAAAAGAAUACAUUAAUGAAAAUGCUUCUUGGCUAAUAAGCACCUACAGGCCUGGGAAUUCUCGGGUAAAUAGAUGAGUUGUUUUUAUCAAACUAAAUUGCAGAUCUCUGUGGAUAAAAAAAGGUACAUCUGCCUCUUUCCAGCUGGCUGAGCAAUAUUAUUUCAGUUCUUUUUGUUUUCAGGUAUCAAGUUUUUGUCAGGAGGCCUUAGCUGUAGCUAACUCCAUCAUCCAUCCAAGGUCCUUUCCACAAGUGUGCUCUGCUGCUGGGCCACUGUCACUAAGUACCUCUGAACACCAUCCCAGUAAUGGCCCCUUGUCCACUGACUUUGAUCAAAGUUCAUCCGUGUCAGUUACGUCAAGAUCACUUGUUCAAACAGGAAGUGGAAAUUCUUUACCUCAGCAAAGCAUUUUGAGCAGAGGAUCAUUUGAAAACAGCAAUGGUGUUGGAUAUUCAGAAAUAGGACAAAACUCCUUGAGAUACACAGAAAAGGGUCAGGCUACAGAAAGCAGUGAUGUCAAUUCAUCUUUAACUAGUGUCAGGAAUAUAUCUGAGGAAUAUGAACAUCAUACAUUUCAAAAAAGUUCUGUUAACCAAAAUGAAACAUCAAACAGCCAGGUUGACCACUGCAUACUAACGGACAAUGCUAGCCAAUUAGCAAGAAUACAGGCUUCCACAUCAAGUUCUGACAGCUCAAUGCCACAAUUGCUUAACCAGGAAGGAUUCAUUGAUGCAAAUAAGAGUAAAACAGUGUCGGAAAAUACUGCCCAUGAAAGAGAACAAAGAGAUGUUACUACAUCUUUCUUUCAGUCAGCAGUAUUGCAUGAUACACAUAACACUUUUGGAUCAUCUGAACCAAAGAGAAGAAGAGCUGAUGACAGUUGUAUUGGUUCUGAUCAGAUGUUGAAUGACAAACAGCGUGAAGGUACAACAACAAGCGAAGAACAAUGGAUUGGCCACACUAGAGACAAAGAACGCGAAGAGAGAGAAGCAGCAGCGACAAAUGAAGUAAGUAAAAUUUUUUGUAUUUUUUUUAAUGUUUCUUAUCAUUAACUGUAAAGUGAAAGGAGUUUGUUGGUGUGACAAUGAACCACAUCUGAACCACAAAACAAUAGCUCAUCAACAAUUUCUUCCAGUCAUCUACAGUUUGGUAAAAGUUAGAAAUUCCUAGGUACAGCCAACUCUCUCUUAACGGACACCUCACUAUAAAACAGACACCUAGAGUUGGUCCCUGCCUUUUCUAACACUGUUUAGUUUCCUCUCUAAAAGAUGGACACCUGUCUAAGAUGGACACAUAGUGCUGACCCCCGCCAGGUGUCUGUCUUAGAAAGAGUUGACUGUAUUUGAUAUGUUGUUUUACUUUAUCUGACCAGGGGUUUCAUUUCAGGCCAGACGCCGGAUGCAACGUCCAGUAGUUUGACAUGUAACGUCUGGUAGUUCACACACAAAAUAAUAAUUAUUUUUUUAGGUGUGAAAAUCGUUUUUAACUCGUGGGGAUUGCAGGGACUAGGAUAUGCAAAUUAGUCACUCGCUCAGGCAUGCCCCCGCACCCCCCUAGGAGUUCGGCACUCAAUGUUCACACCAGCGGCACGAAUGGUGCAUGUCUGCCAGCUGAACCACUGUAUCUGGUACUUCCAAAUGCUACCAAAAACCCUGUCUGACCCUAAUUUUUUGGCUUUUCCAGGAUAAUGCUGAGACUUUUGAGAUGUUAGCGUCGUUUGUUGACUCCUAUCCAGACUCGGAUUAG
Porites evermanni is the source of this 10016-nucleotide messenger RNA. The record is from the annotation of a GenBank genome assembly. NCBI's taxonomy places the organism in Eukaryota, Metazoa, Cnidaria, Anthozoa, Scleractinia, Poritidae.